Molecule: messenger RNA, 3008 nt
Organism: Pomacea canaliculata
Lineage: Eukaryota; Metazoa; Mollusca; Gastropoda; Architaenioglossa; Ampullariidae
Exons: 2
Coding region: 239-1636 (465 amino acids)
Source: RefSeq, a predicted model, not a curated record
ACCCAUGGGAAGGACUGAACACCUCAGGCUUGUGCGGACUUUACGCUCUCCUUUCACGAAUGUGAACAGUCAAGGUACGAGAACAGCAAGAACUAGAAGGUAACAGAGGAGUGUUUGACACAGCUACGAGAAAGGAUAACCUUUCUCCUUUUACCCUGCUGUCCGACAACUCUCCACGGGAGUGAAGAAGCGCUUCCAGAGCACCAGGGUCAAAAGGGCAUCUGACAUCAGUAGGAAGAUGAAGCGUGCGGGUAGGCGGAAGUGUGCCAUGCCACUACUGAGUGAGCCUGCUGAGAAGUCCCCGCUGGUCUUCUUCGCCAACCUCAAGGAGAACAUGUUGCUGCAGCGACAGCUGCAGGUGCUGCGACGCGCCGAGGCCGCCGUAGUUCAUCGCAUCGCCAUCGACCAGAAAGUUCUCUUCAGAGGCUUCCAGGCCAAACUUCACAGAUCAAAGUUGGCGCACGCACGUCUACGGGAGGACAAAGAGGCCGAGCGUCUCUUGCGCUCACGUGAUCUGCACGUGCUCAACACCAACUGCGGCCAGGAGAAGGAAGACUUCGACUUCCUGAAAAAGCUGGAUCGGCAACGCUUUGCAGACGACAGCUCGAAGAAUGGCCGCCGCAGAAGGAGGGAAGAGGAGGUAACUGACAAGCACAUGGAGGAGUUGAUGGACGCAGUGAUGAAGGAACAGAAUCUGCUCCCCACCGACACAACCAUGAGGACCCUCACCACGUUGGGCGACCUGCUGCAAGAGCUGCAUAUGCUGCCGGACACACAGCACAACGUGCUGACCGUCCAGAGCGCCAGAUCGCCUACGAGCUGUACAACUCUCAGACCAGCGACCACACCUUUCGAGGGUUUGCAAGCGGCAGACUUCGAGCCUUCGCACCUGGAUCACAAGCACAGCAGCCGCCCACCCAUCGUUGGUUGCAUACAGGUCGAUGCCGACAGCCGCACGAAAGAAAGUCUUCAAACGGGAACAUCUCUGUCACGUGGCCGACCCCCGACGUCACUAGCCCACUUCAGAGGCACCCUCGCCUCUGCACGGUCUCCGACAGUAGGGUCAUCAAGCUCCACCAAGCGACCCAAAAGGACAAUGAGACAACUGACCGGCUCUCCGCUGGAGGCGGGGCUGGCGCUGAGCAUUGUGGGAACCCGCCGCCCUUCUCGUCAGGCCGCCAGCGUGUUUGAGGAGGAGGAGAAGGUCGAUGCGAUCGCCUUGAGACUCCAGGGGGUGCGAACCGAGGACCCUUCGCCCAAGGUGCUGGCCUUCAUUAGGUCCAUGGACGAGCUGGACAUGCGCAGACGGGGUCAGUUUUCUUCCGCCCGUCAACAGGGAGGAGGGGAAGGCGCCAUUGGGGUGAAAAAAGAAGAGAACUGGAGAGGUGAAUACAAGUUUGACUACUACGCCACCAAGAUGGCGCUGUAUGCGGCCCACGUGCGCAGGGAGCCGCUGCCUGGUGUUCCGGGUACACCUGAUGACAUCAACUUACGUCUGGUUGGUCAGCGGGGUGUCAGAAGCCUCACUAUGCCGUGCCUUCGCCUUGACUUCGGGAACGAUGACGGCGAUGGGUACAUCACUGAUGACGAAAUCCAACAUGGCGAGCCCCGUAUCGCAAUGGUCAAUAUGGAGUGACAGCCAGUUUCUUUGCUGGGACGUGAGGCCGAGAUUGAAUAUUAUUAUCUGUCGUCCUUAUAAUGAUAUCUCAUCAUGCUGAAGAAACCUUGUCACGAUUUGUUAGUCGCGGAAAUGUUUCACUUUUUCCGCCUGUGGCCAGGUGCAAAAUGUUCAUUUCUCCACAGGUAUGCGUUCACUUACUACCAAGCAUCUGACGAUCAUCCUCUAGCAUACACUGUUGGCGGUUUGUCAAUCCAUCAGUUGCUGAGAUUACUAACCCCAAUAAAGACAGGAUCAGACUUUAAGCAGCAAGAAGUCUAACAGGUGAUACAGGCAGACACCCGGCCCUUAGUUAUCACCGUUUUGUGCAUGUACAAAGGUAUCAUCGUGUACCCGGGCUUCGUGCUGUACAGUCAUGAUCGGCGUCUCUCGCAUCAGGCCACCCGGAGUUUACAUGGUACAGUCAAAAUCAGCAAAGUUUACGGGGUACGUGUGGCCCAACAGUGACAAUGCGCUUACCGUCCCACUGAAGGCGGCUUUGUGUCUGUCCACGCAUGUCAACCGUCCACGUCCUACUACUGAAUAUGCAGAUGACAGUUUUUAGUUCGCUUUGUGUAAGCCUUCAAGGCUUUGAGAAAAAAUAGCGCGCAACCUCGUCACGACCGAACUGAAUGACCUCUAGGGAAGUACAGUUUCGUGAGUAGAUCGUCAGUCAAAAUUUCAAAUAUUCAAUAAAUGAAUACUUCAAAGCAGUGUACUUUUUGCCUGUCUUUUUUUUACAAUUUGUGUCAGUUAUUCCCAACUGCCUGACAAACGUCUAAUGCUCGCUUUGGUGCAUAUUAUGGGGCGCCUAGAGGGAAAUUUUCUCUCUAGCUAUAAAAUGCAUUCUGCAAGUACAGAAUUCAUUUUACAGCUAGAGAGAGAAAAACUCUGUAAAAACCAAAGUAUUUCAUUUAUAUUAUAAUCAGAAGUUGCUAUCCAAUUCAUUUUAUAUACAUAAUUUUAUUUUUCAAGCUAACGGCCACAAACUAGUUUCAGAGAGAUGCACAAUGUUAGCCUAUCAGACUGUGUACUGUGCACAAAGCUUGCCAUCAAAACUUUCUGAAGCAAUUGUAGAAAAGGGAUCAGUCUGAAGUUGACACUGCUGAUCCACAGAUGUAAAAUGUCAGUUAUGGCAAGAUGGCACUGACAUGGCAGUAGAAAUAAAAUGGUGUAGAAGUGAAGUGGCACAGACACAAAAUUAAACCCAGGAAUAUACGAAAUUAGAGCAGCCCGGUGGCGCAACGGUUAGCGCUGUUAGCGCCUGUCACCAAUACAGUGAAGGUUGGCUGCCCUGAGUUCAUUUCUCGUCUCGGGCACGCUGUUCUUUCUCUGCACGUGGCAUCUGUUU